AUGAUCAAGUCGACACUGAUCUUCAGGGAAGAUGGAUUACCGUUUUGCUCCUCAGUUGAUGACGAUACCGAUCCCGGCCUAGCGGACCAAAAGAAGAAGGUCAAAGUGCUAGUAUCACGAUUCACCCCAACUUCAGCGAAUGAGGCGACAAUUGAAUCAGGUGCGUAUGAAAUACAUUAUAUUCGGCACCAAACGGUAGUUUAUCUGGUAAUUGUUGAACAGGGCUGUCCUCGUAAUCUGGCAUUUGCAUAUCUAAGCGAUAUCCGCCAGGAAUUUGAACAUAACUAUGGUCACGAAUACCUCAAGGCCGACGUGAGACCUUACGCGUUCGUUUCCUUUGAUAACUUUCUAGAGAAGACAAAGAAACUCUACAACGAUAAACGUGUGCAAGGAAGUUUAGACCAGCUGAACAAUGAUCUUCGUGGAGUACGGGAGAUCAUGACAAAGAACAUCGAGGACCUACUAUACAGAGGAGACUCUCUGGACCGUAUGAGUGAUUUAAGCGCAACGUUACGUGCGGAUUCUCGCAAGUACCGCCAGAGCGCUCGCCAAAUUAAUUGGGACCUGAUGCUAUCACAAUAUGGGCCAAUAGUACUGAUAGCUCUACUUGUGGUUGGUGCGAUAUGGUGGAUGUUCUUACGUUAG
Messenger RNA from Eremothecium sinecaudum, 645 nucleotides. RefSeq names its product SNAP receptor SEC22 (gene SEC22). The record is from RefSeq and is a predicted model, not a curated record. Gene Ontology annotation, cellular component: endoplasmic reticulum-Golgi intermediate compartment; Golgi membrane; endoplasmic reticulum membrane. Lineage: Eukaryota; Fungi; Ascomycota; Saccharomycetes; Saccharomycetales; Saccharomycetaceae. Bases 1 to 645 code for a protein of 214 amino acids. Gene Ontology annotation, molecular function: SNAP receptor activity. Gene Ontology annotation, biological process: vesicle fusion with Golgi apparatus; retrograde vesicle-mediated transport, Golgi to endoplasmic reticulum; endoplasmic reticulum to Golgi vesicle-mediated transport. The transcript has a single exon.